Molecule: messenger RNA, 1305 nt
Organism: Orbilia oligospora ATCC 24927
Lineage: Eukaryota; Fungi; Ascomycota; Orbiliomycetes; Orbiliales; Orbiliaceae
Exons: 3
Coding region: 1-1305 (434 amino acids)
Source: RefSeq, a predicted model, not a curated record
AUGACGACAAAAACGGCUGCUGACGCGCUUGCCGUCAUAACUAGUAAUACCGGUACCGUUGAUAAUAGUCUGAAUGAUGACUUCCUUAGAACGGUAUUUCCGAUAACAUCUCUUACCAACACCGACGAAGGGAGCAACCUUUCGAAAUGGUACCUCGCCUGGUUCAAACGACAAAUCGAUGCCCUCCCCAGUCUCGUUACCGAUAAAUGUCCCGAUAUAGGAGAACUACUUAUACCCGUUGCGUUUUUCUUCAAAGCCGGCAAAUCUCUUGAUGAUGUUGCAGAAUUCGUUUUGGGCCAUUUCACCGACGAGGAAGAUGAAGCUUCCAGGGACCUAGCAAAAACAAUUUCUUUCGCUAUAUUGGGCUGGCAGACGAUGUUAUUCCUUCCUUCGAUAAAUACAUGUCCUCUAGGAAACUUUGCGGUAGCGGAUGUAUUCGAUGGCCACACAAUUCCAGCAUUUUGGGCGAUACGGCAGGAUAGUAGUCUUACGCAUCUACCGAUACCGGAUUUUCUACUAGGAUUUGGGUUGAUGCUGCCGCAGGGGAAUGUGUUUAUUAGUGAGGAUACCGAGGAUUGUCAGAAUUUUGAUAGGAUGACGAUGGUACGGCCGCAGGAGUUCAAUGUUGCACUUAUGCUGAAAUAUGGAGGGGUUCGGAUAUCUUGGACGGAUGUGCUCUCUGCACAUAUGGAGUUUGAUCCGGAUGCGAGAGUGUUAUUUCUAUAUAAGUAUCCGACGUUUUGUUAUCUCAAUCUACCUGAGAGUAGUGAUAGCAUUGGGGUGAUACAUAGUUGUUCGUCGGUAACUCUCGAAAAGUGGGGAUCAAUAGAGGAUAUAACCCAAUACCUAAGAGAGAUCCUCCUCAGCUAUCGUCUAAUAUUCGGACAAUCACACGAUGCCAGAAAACUAUUCCACACAGCGAACCCAUUCGGAGAAAAGACUCCAAAGGAACUUCAUGACCCCCUGCUUGAAAAACUAUGUACGACAGACCAAUACGAAUCCCUCGAUUUUCUACAGAAAAUGAACAUCAUACAAAGGGAUUCAUACCGACAUAAAAGAGAUUUUCCGAUCCUGAGAGCGAGGAUAGCUAUAAUGCAGAAGCACAUAAGAGAAUGGAAAUCGAGGGGUUGGCCGAGUAUCUGGAAUCAUGGGGUGGAUCCGGCGGCCUCUUGGUAUACAUUUUGGGCUGUACUGGUGAUUGGGGUUUUAAUGUUGAUUAUGAUGGUCGGACUGGUUGUUCUGCAGGUAUUGCAGUUUGUGGGCUUGGGGCAGGUGCACCUGAGUUCGCCGGUCACGCGGAGCUAG